Messenger RNA from Zea mays, 1904 nucleotides. RefSeq lists its product as uncharacterized. NCBI's taxonomy places the organism in Eukaryota, Viridiplantae, Streptophyta, Magnoliopsida, Poales, Poaceae. Gene Ontology annotation, molecular function: protein binding. The record is from RefSeq and is a predicted model, not a curated record. The transcript is spliced from 5 exons. Bases 268 to 1497 code for a protein of 409 amino acids.
GCCGCGCCAGGCCAGCAGCUAGCUAGGCAGGUAGCUCUUGCCAACGCCCCGGCCGGCCGGCACCUCACAUUUUGUAGCGUGAUCGCGCGCCGCCGCCACGCCUCCCCAUGCAAGCUACUCCGAUCCUAGCUACUGGCUAGCUAGUUGCAACUACUCGAGCUACCAGCUAGCUAACUGGCCAGCAGCAGGUAGUCUGCUCAGGGUCGGAGGGUCGGCCGGCGCGGCGGCGGGGCGCGCGCGCGCGGGAAGGCGGGAAGGCGGGAACGCAUGGGCAACGCCCUGGGGUGCGCGGGGCUCGGCGAGCGGCUGGCGGCCAGCGCGAGGAACGGCGACGCGGCGGAGGUGCGCCGCCUGCUGGAGGAAAACCCGGGGCUCGCGCGCUGCGCCGCCGUCGGCAGCAGCCUCAACUCGCCGCUCCACCUCGCCGCCGCCAAAGGCCACCACGAGAUCGCCGCGUUGCUGCUGGAGAACGGAGCAGAGGUGAAUGCUAGGAACCUUUCCGGCGAGACGGCGUUGAUGCAGGCGUGCCGGUUCGGCCACUGGGAGGUGGUUCAGACGCUGCUGGUUUUCGGAUGCAACGUGUCCAAGGUGGACAGCCUGAGCGGCCAGACGGCGCUGCACCUGGCGGCAGCGGGAGGCCACGCCACGUGCGUGCGCCUGCUGCUGGCCGGCGCCGGCGCCGGCAGGAACAAGCUCGUGAACAGGGCGGCCAGCGGCGGCGUGACGGCGCUGCACCUGGCGGCGCUGCACGGGCACGCGGACUGCGUGCACCUGCUGGUGGACGAGCGCGCCGACGUCGCCGCGCCGACGCUGCCCUGCACGGCGGCCCCCAUGGCGGCCAUCGGCGCCGGGAGCGCGCCGCUGCACUACGCCGCCGCGGGCGGCGAGGUCAGGUGCUGCCAGAUCCUCGUGGCGCGCGGGGCCGACAGGGCCGCCGCCAACUGCAACGGGUGGAUCCCGUUGGACGUGGCCAGGACGUGGGGCUGCCAGUGGCUGGAGCACGUCCUGUCCCCCGAGUCUCACCUGCGCAUCCCCAGGUUCCCGCCCUCCGCCUACCUCUCGUCGCCGCUCGCCAGCGCGCUCGCCCUCGCAAGGGACUGCCGCCUGCUUCUCAACACGGCGCAGCUGGACAGCGGCGGCGCCGACGCCUGCGCGGUCUGCCUGGAAAGACCCUGUGACGUCGCAGCCGAAGCAGUGUGCGGGCACGAGCUGUGCGCCAAGUGCGCGCUGGACCUGUGCUCUGUGGUCAAGUCCUACGACGUGCCCGGGAUCGCCGGCACCAUCCCCUGCCCGCUGUGCCGGAGCGCCAUCGCCUCGUUCAGGAUGCGGGCCGCGGCGGACGAGCCCGAGCCUGACGUGAACGACGCCGGCGGUGGCCGCCGCGGUGCCGGCGACCGCCAGGCGGCGCCGUCCAGCCCGGAGAAGAAACGGAGCACGGACUCGGAACAGGAUGUCGUCCUCCCCUUCUACUGCGCGCCUCUCGCCGUCCCGUCUUGACCGGCCGGCGAUGCAGGCAGGCUGCAUUUGCGGGACGCAGAGGAGCUACUGCCGACUGCAUCAUCAGUGGAAACGUCAAAUGUGCAUAGACAGAAGAGGCAGACAGAUUGUUUGCUGAUGCUUGCCGACGGCAUUGCUGGAUUUUAAUUUGUUUUUUAUUAUGGUUCUGCACAUGGCACUAGCUGGUGUAAUGUAACAUGUUGGUUUAUUGUGGAAAGAAAGGAGGAACAUUCUUUUGCUGUAAAAAAUAAUGGGGGUUGGUUUCGGGGUGUUUUGGCUCAUGAUCCUUUGCACUCUGUCUCAAGAGCAUUAUUCACAUGUACGUAUCAUAAGCAUUCUGUCUGAAAGGAGGAACAUUCUUUUUGCUGCAAUAAAAGAGAAUGGGGUUGGUUUCAGCCCUUUUUUUU